Mycotypha africana is the source of this 201-nucleotide messenger RNA. RefSeq lists its product as uncharacterized. The record is from RefSeq and is a predicted model, not a curated record. NCBI's taxonomy places the organism in Eukaryota, Fungi, Mucoromycota, Mucoromycetes, Mucorales, Mycotyphaceae. The annotation marks the transcript as partial. The transcript has a single exon.
CAACGACAGAAAAGAAAAUACUGUGAAGCAAUCGAAACAACGCCAAUUGAAGAGACUCCUCCUUUGGUUUAUCUCAACAAAACAAGACAACUAAGCACUGUAGAACUUGAGAAUGAAGUGCAUAAUGCAGAAUUAUAUGAUUUCGACCUACGUUUCAAAAAAACAACGAGAAUCAAUUGGAAAGAAUGCUUCAACAAAGGA